Molecule: messenger RNA, 6188 nt
Organism: Lepus europaeus (European hare)
Lineage: Eukaryota; Metazoa; Chordata; Mammalia; Lagomorpha; Leporidae
Gene: IDS
Product: iduronate 2-sulfatase
Exons: 9
Coding region: 143-1789 (548 amino acids)
Molecular function (GO): iduronate-2-sulfatase activity
Source: RefSeq, a predicted model, not a curated record
CGGGCCUCUGGGCCCGGGGCGGCUCCAGCGGGUGGUCAUUGCUGGUUCCUGACGCGGCGGCCGUGGUGGCAGCGCUGGCUGCUGCCUGCCUCACCGUCGCAGUUUGUCACCGCCGCACUGGAGUGGCUUUGCCGGAGCAGAAAUGUUGCCGCCACCGCCCAACCUGGGCCUGUUCUUCCUUGUGCUGGGCUCGAUCUGCGCCGUCUUGGAAUUUGUGGCGCAGGCCAACUCGGCAACAGAUACUCUGAAUGUCCUUCUCAUUAUCGUGGAUGACUUGCGCCCCUCCCUGGGCUGUUAUGGAGAUAAACUAGUGAGGUCCCCAAACAUAGACCAGCUGGCAUCACACAGCCUCCUCUUCCAGAAUGCCUUUGCACAGCAAGCAGUGUGUGCCCCAAGCCGAGUGUCCUUCCUCACCGGGCGGAGACCUGACACCACCCGCCUAUAUGACUUCAACUCCUACUGGAGGGUGCAGGCUGGGAACUUCUCUACCAUCCCCCAGUACUUCAAGGAGAAUGGCUAUGUGACCAUGUCGGUUGGAAAAGUCUUUCACCCUGGCAUAUCAUCCAAUCAUAGUGAUGAUUCUCCGUAUAGCUGGUCUUUUCCACCUUAUCAUCCUUCCUCUGAAAAGUAUGAAAACACUAAGACAUGUAGGGGGCAAGAUGGAGAACUCCAUGCCAACCUUCUUUGCCCUGUGGAUGUGGAAGAUGUGCCUGAGGGCACCUUGCCUGACAAACAGAGUACUGAGCAAGCCAUACAACUGUUGAAAAAGAUGAAAACAUUGGCCAGACCUUUCUUUCUGGCUGUUGGAUACCAUAAGCCACAUAUCCCAUUUAGGUACCCCAAGGAAUUUCAGAAAUUGUAUCCCCUGGAGAAUAUCACCCUGGCUCCUGAUCCUCAGGUCCCUGAUGGCCUACCCCCUGUGGCCUACAACCCUUGGAUGGACAUCAGGCAGCGAGAAGAUGUCCAAGCCUUAAACAUCAGUGUGCCCUAUGGCCCAAUUCCUGUGGACUUUCAGCGGAAAAUCCGUCAGAGCUACUUUGCCUCUGUUUCAUAUGUGGAUACACAGGUUGGCAGCCUUCUGAGUGCUUUGGAUGAUCUUCAGCUGGCUAACAGCACCAUCAUUGCAUUUACCUCGGAUCAUGGUUGGGCUUUAGGUGAACAUGGAGAAUGGGCCAAAUACAGCAACUUUGAUGUCACUACCCGUGUGCCCCUGAUGUUCUAUGUUCCUGGGAGGACAGCUUCACUUCCAGAGGCGGGCAAGAAGCUUUUCCCUUACCGUGACCCUUUUGAUUCCAUCUCAGAACCAGUGGAUCCAGGCAGGCAAACCAUGGACCUCGUGGAACUUGUGUCUCUCUUCCCCACGCUCACUGGACUUGCAGGCCUACAAGUCCCACCUCGCUGCCCCAUUCCUUCAUUUCAUGUUGAGCUGUGCAGAGAAGGCAAGAACCUUCUGAAGCAUUUUCAGUCCCAUCACUUGGAAGAGGAUCUGUACCUCCCUGCUAAUCCCCGUGAAUCAGUUGCCUAUAGCCAAUACCCCCGGCCUGCAGACUUCCCUCAGUGGAAUUCUGACAAGCCAACUUUAAAAGAUAUAAAGAUCAUGGGGUACUCCAUACGUACCAUAGACUAUAGGUAUACUGUAUGGGUUGGCUUUACUCCUGAUGAAUUUCUUGCUAACUUUUCUGACAUCCAUGCAGGUGAACUGUAUUUUGUGGAUUCUGAUCCACUGCAGGAUCACAAUAUGUAUAAUGAUUCUCAUGGUGAAGAAUUCCUGCUGUCAUUAAUGCCUUGACUUUUAUAAAACAACUGCAGAAGUCAAAUAUAAUAUGUUCCCUUCCAGUUGGUGAGACUAAUUAGAGCUGGUUACACUGUGAUUACCCAUGGUAUUGGAAGCAACCUGAGGGGCAUAGGUAAUCAAAACAUGCAUCAACAAUUUGGCCUAAAAAUUAAUUUUUGUUAAAAUUUUUUAAUUUAAAUUAAUUAGUAAUUGGACUGGGGCUGGAAUGAACCUUUUUUUUUCUUUUCUUAAACCUGUCGUAGCUUAUUUUGUGAAUGAUUAAGUACAAAGUGAACAAACUAAAAUUGUGUCAUAUCUUUCAUUAUCAAGACUGUAAUAACUAUAUUCAAGAAAUAUUUUAAACAUUUGUAUUAUUUAGUGUAUUUCAAAAAGUAACCGUGUAUCAGAUUAGGUUCUACCCUAAGUUCCUGUUUAUUUUGCUUAUAAAUUAAUAUAUUCUGUGUAGCCUAAUAUAUUCAAAAUAUAUCAUAUCCAUAUUUCUUUUUUCAAAUAUGAAGUUAAUGAUAAUAAUAGAAGCCCAUGACUUAAAAUGUGUUUUAGUUUUUGUUUCUGAGACUCCAAGAUUUUAGAUUCCAAAGACAAAAUAUGCAUGAAGUGAUUGGCAUGUAAUUUCUACAUCAAAUAAUAAGUAAUGCUCAGUAAACUAGAGGCAUGAGAUGGGUGCGAAAUUCAGUUAAAUUUUUUUAGAUACCUUUUGGCCCAAAUAAUUUGUUAGCAAAGUGAAUUCAAUGACGACUUACAAAUAUACACUGUUAUUCAUGGUGAAGAGCAUUUCAAGUGUAAUUAUAUCUAUAGAUUUAAUCAUUCAAAAUCAUAUCAGUGUUCUUUGGGAUAGUUGGUUACAUACAUUCAUUUAUCAAGGAGGCAGAAAAUAUUCUACUUGUAAUUGCUUAUUAAAUAAAACACCAGUUUUACUAAAUUCUAAAUUGAGAAUUGUGAAAACUUUUUUUUUUUUGACAGGCAGAGUGGAUAGUGAGAGAGAGACAGAGAGAAAGGUCUUCCUUUUUGCCGUUGGUUCACCCUCCAAUGGCCGCUGCGGCUGGCGCAUCGCGCUGAUCUGAAGCCAGGAGCCAGGUGCUUCUCCUGGUCUCCCAUGCGGGUGCAGGGUCCAAGGACUUGGGCCAUCCUCCACUGCCUUCCUGGGCCAUAGCAGAGAGCUGGCCUGGAAGAGGGGCAACCAGGAUAGAAACCGGCACUCCAACCGGGACUAGAACCUGGUGUGCCGGUGCCGUAAGGCGGAGGAUUAGCCUGUUAAGCCACGGCGCCGGCCUGUGAAAACUUUUAAUUAGUAUAAUUGACAUUUCAAUCCUACAGAAUGUAGUCCUAUAUUCCUGAAAUAUGAAAGUAACCAGAAAUGCAGGAGGCAGUAAUAAGGUUAGUCUAUAUCAUCUUAAAAGGGAUGGAAUAUUUACAACUCAUGACAUGUUAAAGCUGUUCCAUUGUCAGUAGUUACCAAGAGAGUCAACAGCUAUCUAAACAAAUGUCUAAUUUAGUCAGGCCUGUAUUGAAAUAAGUAGUUGUUACAUAAACACCUCAAGGUAAAUGUUUGUGAAACAAGAUACAAUAAAUUUGAUUAAGUUUCUGCAAUAUAUUAAGUUGUAACCCAAAAAGACAAGGUGUUAUAUUAAAAUCAGUAAAACUUUAAGACAAUUUUUAAAAUAAAUUAGCCUCUAAUAGCAGUAUAUAUACAAUGAUCUCAGAAGUUGCUGGCCACAUUUUUUGCUUGACUGAAGGCCCUGUUCAUUUCUCAUGAUCCUGAAGCUGUCACUCUUCUGAAAGCCUCAACAUUUGUAGACAGUUUCCCUCAACUUUUUUCUUUCUCAUUGUUCAUCAUCUAUAUUGCUCUUGUCUUCUCUGCUAUCACUUGACAAUACAACCUAGGUGUUCCUCCUGACACAUUUUCAGUGUAUUUAGCUUUAUCACCUACUCCCUAUUACUUAGAUUGAUAAGUUUUCACACAAAUUUGUAUGUCACAUCCAUUCAUUUGCUUUUUCCUAGUUGGCUACAAACACAUACUUCAUCAUUUUUUUUCUUUAUUUUUAAAGCACAGUUUUAGUAUCAGAAACCUCCAAAUUCUGCUCUUGGUGAAGUCAUAAGCCGAGCUGUGUCAGAAGAGAGUAAGGGAGGCACCUAUGAUGUGCAGCUGCCAGGUUAGCAGUGAGUCUGUGAUGCUUGUUGGCCAGCUGUGAGUUCUUAUUCCCUUGUGUGACCAAAGCUACAUUCAGGUCUCAGUCUCCAUGAGGUGCAUCUAUAGAUCUGUCUCUACUGGAAGCACUUUUGUCUCAUGUGUUUUACCAUGAGAGUAUAGUUUCGGAAUGCUUAGCUCUCUUUAGGUUUUAGUUUUUCUUGGCCUUCCUUUACAUAUUUCUCCUUCUAGUAUCAAAGGUUACAUUUCCACUUCAAUGGCAUGUUCUAAAUAAUCUUAUAAGUUACAGUUGCUUUUUGUGUUUUUUAUACUGAACACAAUUUAGAGCCAUUUUUGUGUUCUUUUGCAUAUCUCUAACACAUAUUAGGAUGAGCAACCACUUUCAGGCUUUCAGAUAUCAAAAUGAAUGAAAUUCCUUCUCUUUUCUGGAGAAAACACAUGUUUGUCAUUUCAUAUAACUUUUCCCGAAUACCACUGAACUGGGUGUAUUUUAUUAGUGACUGUCCAGUCACUGUGUGGAGAAAUUUCCAGUUCCUCUGAGCAGGGGUUCUUUUAUCUAAUUUAGUUGAAGCCAGAGCUGUGAUCCCACACAUUCUGUGUAAUUCUAGUUAAGUGGUUCAUGAACAAGAGAGCACAUCAGAAGCACCUGAAGGGCUUGUUGGACCCCUUUGGGCUGGGCCCUGCAGACAGAGGUUCUGAUUCAACAUGUAGGGUACAACCUACUCUCAAGCUGUAAAAUGAUGCUGCUACUCCAAAAACCACACUUUGACAAUCAGUGCUCUAGGUCUGUGUCCACUUGGUAGCUGCCAGGAACAUGUGGCUAUUUAAAUUAUAUGAAGUAAGAUUUAAGAAGACGAUUCUCUAUCAUCUCAUAUUUUGAGUGCUCAGCAACCACAAAUCUAAAACAUUUCUAUCAUGACAGAAAGCUUGAUUGAACAGAGCUGCCCUAGAUUGUCUCCAGAGUUGAUCUGGAUGCACUAGCAGUUCCUCCUGUGAGCUGUUUUCCUAUCCUGCAUUUACCCACAAAGACUUGUCCAGAAGUGAGCUAAGUGUGUUUGAUUUAGGCAUAGAGUAUGGAGUUCACUAAGGCAGUCAGCCUCUUUCUCUACUCCCAUCAUCAUUGCCUCAGUCCUUCUCCCAUCCUUCCUAAGUAGUUCCCCUUCCCCUCCUUGUUCCUCCCCUGCUCCUAAAGGAAUCCAUGUGUCUUCCUAAAGUCCUCUUUGAUCCUUCCCUUUAAAAACACCGUCAGUGCCUACUAUGGGUCUAGAUAGACCUCCGCUGAGCAGUCAGAGUCUUCCCUGGCUCCACAAUGCCCCUUUCCUUGGCUGACCAGUUUGCCUACUGGUCCCUAACUCUCCCUAGCCAAUCCGUGCCUCCCUGCCCACUUCUAGGUUUUACCGCCCCCCUCUUCCCUCAUCCAUUCAUAACCAUCUUCACAACCAGCUCCCAUACCACUCUACCAAGAGGCUGAGGCUCUUGUGACACUUGACAGUAUUGUGGGAUGAAAUGAAUGUUACUAAAGAAUCUGUGUUUACCUUCUUGAAAAACGGUAUUUUUUUCUGAUUAUCAAUUGAUGUGUUAAUUAUAGAGAAACUGGAAAACAGAAAUGUAGUAAAAGGAGAGAAAAUGCAUGAAUGUUUUAUCCUGAGAUAGUCACUAAUAUCUUGUCCUUUUGGGAGGAAUGAAUUUUUUAUGCUGUGAUCUUACUAUGUUCUGUAUCAUGUAAUUUGUGUUCUUUUUCACAGUAUUAUGUGUGGUUAUUACAGACUUUUGUGAAGAUACUUUAUAUUGCUGGUAAUACUAUAUAGUUUUAUUGAAAUUUAUGUAACCUUCUUUCAAUUGUUGGAAAUUUAGGUUAUUCCCAGAUUAUCAGUAUUAUAAAUAAUGAUGUGAUGUCAACUUUGUGAAUAAAAGUUUUGUAUGUAUUUGAAAUUAUGCACUUAGGAUACUCUCUCAGUGCCAAGUUUGUCGAAAAGAUCUUCAUUUUGUUCCUUUCCUCGCUCUAUUGCUACCUUAGGGUAGUAAAGCUAAAAAAUAAAGUAAAAGCAUACAAAUAAAACCAUAAACAAAAUAACCCUAUAGUAAUAGGUGAAAUCGGUAACCUGUUUUAACUUCUAAUUCUUUUUUAGUGACCUUGAUCAUUGUUCCUUCUGUAUGAUUUUUGGGCAUUCAUAUUUCCAACUAUGUGAAUUUGCCUUUAAAUUUUGUUAAUGGUUUUUUACUUUUUAAAGUAAUCAAACAAAUUGA